Molecule: messenger RNA, 546 nt
Organism: Dioszegia hungarica
Lineage: Eukaryota; Fungi; Basidiomycota; Tremellomycetes; Tremellales; Bulleribasidiaceae
Product: ubiquitin-related domain-containing protein
Exons: 3
Coding region: 1-546 (181 amino acids)
Biological process (GO): protein modification process; mRNA splicing, via spliceosome
Cellular component (GO): nucleus; cytoplasm
Molecular function (GO): protein tag activity
Source: RefSeq, a predicted model, not a curated record
AUGGGGUCGCUAUCGGCCCAGAAAGACCCCCUGGAGAUGGAGACGGAAAAGGAGCGACUGCAGCGGAGGGAGAGAGGCGAAGUACCAGCACGGUUCGGCGGAACAAGGGAGCAGGGUGUACGGAAUACAAUGACGAUGAACCCGAAUCUUCCCGCGGGCGGAGUGACAAGCGCGGUGGGGAGUUUGGGACGGAAGACUGAUCCGCUGGAUAGGAUGCCUGGGAAGGGGAACGACCGAGCGAGUGGCGACAAGAUGAGGGAUGAGCGGAUCGCGGCGAUGGGGAAGCCCCAGGCGGUUGCUCCGGGUGCGCCUGCGGCUGGAAGACCGGUGCUACGUUUUAUCGAGGUGAUAGCGAAUUCGCGAAUGGGUGGUAAAGUUCGAGUGAAAUGCCUACCGACCGACACUGUAGGCGACCUGAAACGCUUGAUCGCUGCGCAGACGGGAACGACGGCUCAAAAGAUCCAACUCAAAAAGUGGUACACCCCGUUCAAGGAUCAUAUAACACUGCAGGAUUAUGAAAUUCACGAUGGGAUGGUGAGUGCGUAG